Messenger RNA from Aureobasidium subglaciale EXF-2481, 1809 nucleotides. RefSeq lists its product as uncharacterized. The record is from RefSeq and is a predicted model, not a curated record. Gene Ontology annotation, molecular function: dipeptidyl-peptidase activity. The coding region runs from base 1 to 1809 and encodes 602 amino acids. The transcript has a single exon. NCBI's taxonomy places the organism in Eukaryota, Fungi, Ascomycota, Dothideomycetes, Dothideales, Saccotheciaceae.
AUGGGUGUAGAUUGGCAGGGCGUCAAUCCGGUACCAAUCUCCUUCAAGCCAAUCAGCGAGCCUUCCAUCGGUCACAACAGUUACGAGGGUUUCAACCCCGGUCGACAAGAUCUUCUCAAGAAAGGGCACUGUAAAAAGCAGUGGGAUGAUCAGGAUGGCAAGAAGCUAGAGUCUGACAUUCUCCGCGACAACGAUGUUGAAAUUGCUAUGCGCGAUGGAACCAAGCUGUAUGCCGACAUUUACCGCCCUGCCGAUGCAAAAGGAAAGAUUCCGUGUAUCGUAGCUUAUGGGCCGUAUGGCAAGAAGUACAAUAUGGCCGGUAUUGCUGUUCAUUUGCCAUGGAAGCUCGGUCUCAGGCCAGACGACACCUCCGGAUACGAGACUUUCGAGAGCGUGGAUCCCAAGGAUUUCUGCGCGUGGGGAUAUGCUGUCGCCAAUGUAGAUUCUCGAGGAACAGGUCAUUCGGAAGGAUACAUCUGCAUCAUGGGUGAGCAAGAGGCGCAAGACGGAUAUGAUGUCGUCGAAUUCCUGGGCCAUCAAGACUGGUGCAACGGCAACGUCGGUAUGGCCGGCAACUCCCACUUGGCCAUCACGCAGUACUUCAUCGCAGCCAAGAACCCUCCGUGCUUGAAAGCCAUUGCGCCAUGGGAAGGAUGCUCGGAUCUGGGCCGUGAGCAGUUUACCAGAGGUGGCAUCUUCUCCAUCUCUAACAACAACUUCAUCACCAAAUUCACUGUGCGAGGCACAAACGGAUACGAAGAUUUCGAGGAGAUGUACUCGCGAUACCCUCUUUCAUCAGCAUACUGGGAAGACAAGCGUGCGGCCCUGGAGAAGAUCAAGUGUGCAGCUUUCAUCACCGGUACAGACUUCGCCGCAAUGCACACGAUGGGAUCUAUUCGAGCCUACAUGCAGAUCGACAGCGAAAACAAAUGGAUCAAGUGGAACGCAACGCAGGAGUGGUUUGAUCUAUGGGCGGUAGAGGAAUCCCGACUUGAAUUGCGCAAUUUCUUUGAUCGCUACCUGAAAGAGGAGAAGAAUGAUUGGGAGCAAACUCCGAAGGUCAGAUGGUCUGUACUACAGUAUGGCGACAAACCUCCGAUCGAAAACAUCACCCUGCCCGAUUUCCCUCAUCCUGAAACAAAGUAUACCACCUACUACCUCGGCGACAAGACCCUCUCGCCUUCGCCUGUGAACGCCGAGUCUACACACUCGUACGACUCAGAGGGUAGCGAGCGCAUCAAGUUCGAAACCACAUUUGACAGGCCCACCACACUUCUCGGUCCUCCCAAGAUCUACCUCAACAUGUCCUGCAAUGAACACGACGACAUGAAUGUGUACGUCCAGCUGCGCAAGCUUGACAAGAACGGACACCCACUGGUUCACGUACAGAUCCCGAAGGAGCGAUGGCAGAUUGAUUCCACCUACGAUCUUUCCGAAGGACAGACCGGCAACGGUGCACUAUACUUCAAAGGCAAUGUCGGUAUGUUGCGAGCUUCACAUCGCAAGAUCGAUCACAGCAAGACACUUCACGACCACAUCCCUUUCCACCCUCACGACGAAGAACAACGUAUCCCCAAGGGUGAGGUUGUCGAGCUGGAGAUUGGUAUUUGGUCAGGCGCCACUCAUUUCGAAGCUGGAGAAACGCUCUCAGUGCAGGUUUUCGGCUACAUCUCGCUCAACCCUGAACUCGAGAAGUUCAACCGACCGAGACCGGCCGAGCAGCAGAAUCAUGGCAAACACCACGUUCAUGUUGGUGGAAAGUACGAGAGUAGCAGGAUAAUUCUACCUAUUGUCGAGUUGGGACUUUAG